GAUUGUGCGCGCGUCAUUCAAAAACUCAAAAUGGCAAGUGGUGAUUACGAAAAAAAGGAAUUAAAAUGCCCUCCGAAAAAUCCAUGCGUGGUUAUAAGACACCUCGUGGACUUAAUAGAGCAUCCAAUUUCGCAAAAUGCGACUGAACGACAUUUGCAACUCCUGAAUGAAUUUUUAAAUGCCUCGCAUUACGCUUUUUGGCUUCAAGACAUCCCGUUUAUCAUCCGCUUGUACGAAAGCAUUGUCAGAAAAAUUGAGAAAAUCCCCCAGUACAAGCAACCUCUCGAAUGCUUGUUAUAUUUCAGCGCAAUUCCGCCCAUGCUGACACGAAAUUCAGACAAACUGGAGUUUGCAAGAGACUUUCAGGAAUAUUUUUCAGUCUUGGGUUAUUUAAUUUUAUGCUUACAUGACGACAACUUGAAAAAACUGGUCUUAAACGCAAUCAGGAAUUUAUUACAACCGAAACUACCGAUCGGUUAUUGUUGCGCUCCGGUUGAUUACUGUAAAGACGCGGCGGAAAAGAGCCGCCUCCCGGAAGUCCUAUCCCAACUCCUGCAAGUCCUAUCAAAUAAAUUAUACCCCUGGCUACUAGACCUAAUGUUUCUCCUUUGUGAAAUUUCCCCAGGAGUUUGUGAAAAAAUGGUAGCUGAAAACGCCAUUGAAUACCUCCUGCAACGACUGGAACCGACUUGGCACGAACGAGAGCCCCAAAUUAAACCGAAAAACCCAUCCUCGAAAGACAAUAUCCCGAUCAUGGACGACACUUGUUGCAUUUUAUGGAAAUUGUUAAGUGUUGUCGAUGGUGAAAAAAACAAUGUUCAAAACCCGUCACUUUUCGCGUUAUGGAGUCUGCAAUAUGCCUUCCGGUGGUCAAAUGUGUGUCCCGGACACCGCGUCAAUCGAAACAACUUAACAGCACUUAUUUUAAAAAUCAUGGUCACUUUUCCCACCAUGGAGUUCAUUGAAAGUGGUCUGGGUGAAGAUAUUGCAGUUUUGGCUCUGUCGACGGCCGGAUUUGGAUACCAGUCCAAUUUGCAAUUCACAGAGGAUGAGCUCGACUUUCAAUUCAAGAAAAUUAUCUGGGCUUGUUUACACUUUUUUCAACAAUAUGAGAGUACAGAGGUGUUGAAACAAAGUGAUUUAGUUAAAGCAUUCACAAAGUGUCUUUUUCACGAACACACAACGGCCAAGGACCACACUGAAGAGUUUUGCGAAUUGACCAAAAUUAUACUCAGAGUCAUACCCAAAUAUUUGCCAUGUUCGAUUGAGAAAUUCAUUGAAGUCAACGGGCCACUCAAAAUUGUCAAAGUAAUCGAAGGAUAUUUGCUCAAAACAUACGAAACGGAAGUUCUAGAUUGUUACAUAUUUUGUUUGUGUGAAAUGUUGUUGCAAAAAAACGCCAAUGUUGUCAAAAUUCUUGGCGAAAAUAACACCAGCGACGUUAUUCUAGCUGUUUGUGGCAAAAUUUUAGCAGUCGGUAAAUCCCUCACGAAAUUCUACCAAAAAAUCCUAUCUCGAGGAUUCACCAUUUUGCAAUUACUUUCGCCCACAAACGAGUCAAUCACUUUAUGUAUGGAUUUCCUGAAUCGGGUGAUUCACCCGAAUGAGAAUGACCCCCUCAUUGACGUCAGAGUGACAGUUUGCGCCCUCCAUCUCCUGUGGUGUGUCCUCGCCUCAAACUCCUCCUACUUCGAUUUUGUGAAAAAGGGGGGUAUUUACCUCCUACUUGACAUCACCGCAUUGUGUGCUUCCCCCGCGAAGGUUCUUUCGCUCGGUGUUUUGGCCGACACCGCACAGAGGGCCUUCGCCAUCCCGUAUUUCAUCACUUGGCGCAAAAACGGGCAAAGAUUGCUUCCGAUGUUGAUGGAGACCUUCCGAAAUGAGCAAAUGACUUGUCAAAGCAUUGAAAAUGGAAAAAAUGUGUGGUUGGUGUUGUGCGCCGGUCAAAAAAUUGCAUUCCGGCCUGAAUGUUUAUCCAAAGAGCAGCUUUUGGAAAGCUGCAGGUGCAAAAUUCACGCCAUUUUGUACGCCUUAAAAGUGAAAUUCAAAGAGAGUGUUGAAGUGGCCGAUGAAUACUACAAACUCUUCAGCGAAAAAUUAAAACCAGACGAUGAGCUGACGAUGUUAUUCGCCGAAAACUACUCCUCGCUGAAGAUGUGCCAGACUUGGAUUCGGGUGUUUAAACAGCUACAAAGUGAGGGAAUCACCCCUGUGGAGGACGACAACGAACAUUUGAACGAAAAAAUCGAACGGAUUCGGCAAUGGAAACACUACCUCCAAUACAAAAUCGGACAAAUUGUCCAAAAAGAAAGCCAACAAGUAUUUUAUUCCUUUUUGGUAACAAAAAUUCAACGAUUUUUUGAGGACCACUUCAACGAGUUGCAAACUUACACAACUUUGAAAGAGGCAAGACUGUCGGACGCUUUAGACGGGUUGAAAGAAUUGAGUUACAUUUCAAACUGCACUGAAACGAUGUUCCAAAUUCGGAAAAAAUUGAGACUGCAGAAAGAAGUUGAGGUCGUGCGCUCGAAAAACACCAAUUUUCAUCGCACUAUUUGUGAGGGACUAUUUACGAAUGUUUACAAUCAGAGUAUCAGUAUUCAGAGCAAUGUUGUUUUUGAUAAGAAAGACGAUCAAAGUCCCCCCAGUCCCGUUUCAUUGGAAGACAAUCAACGAUUGAGUGACUCAGUGUCUGAACAUGAUCUGAGUGAAUAUGAGUUGCAAUGCUAAUUUUAUUUUAUUAAAGAUAUACAAAAAAUAUUACGUUGAAUUGUUUAUAAUGAAAUAAUUGACUUUUAAA
This is a messenger RNA of Tribolium madens (black flour beetle), 2800 nucleotides long. RefSeq lists its product as uncharacterized. NCBI's taxonomy places the organism in Eukaryota, Metazoa, Arthropoda, Insecta, Coleoptera, Tenebrionidae. The transcript has 8 exons. The record is from RefSeq and is a predicted model, not a curated record. Gene Ontology annotation, cellular component: sperm midpiece; non-motile cilium. Gene Ontology annotation, biological process: positive regulation of flagellated sperm motility. The coding region runs from base 31 to 2730 and encodes 899 amino acids.